Messenger RNA from Danio rerio (zebrafish), 1576 nucleotides. The record is from RefSeq and is a predicted model, not a curated record. Lineage: Eukaryota; Metazoa; Chordata; Actinopteri; Cypriniformes; Danionidae.
UGUUAAUUUUUUUAGAGAGAGAGAUGUUAUGCAUCCUAAUUAUUAUUUUAGCGUCUGCAGCAAAUCAACAAUAACAUCUAUACUAAACUUAUUGGCGAACUACUACCGACAUGUAGGCUAAAUGUGUAAUAAAUUGAUUACAUUUACUUAUGUUAUGUUGUUCAGUUGUUAUAAUGUCACAUCCUGCAUUAAAUAGCUCCAACCCUCAACUGUUGCUAUGGUUACAGUCUCAAGCGGGGGAUUCUUUCAUUUAUAGUGCAAUGUUAUAUCGUUACUUUUCUAACUUAUAAUGUUUAUAUUUGUACAUUAACAACAUUUCAGUACAAGUCUGAGUGACAAAACGAUAUUUUUUUUACCGCAACGCAUAGGGCCCAGAUUAUUUUCGACACUGUACAUAUGCUUAUUAUAACGUUAAAUAUAUUCGACUAAAUGUUUUUAGCGUCUAGGUAGAAUCUUUCCUCUGACAGCACGUUGCUUUUAGAAAGCGCGUCAGUGUCCAAACUAGUCUAUUUGACCAGGUUUUGAGGCUCCGUCUUCUUAUGGCUAUAAUGUUACAGGAGAAACAUCUGUUGCUGUAUCCUCCUUGCUAUAGUUUGUGAGAUACCCGUCCGCCGCUAGGGUUUGCUACAGAGAUUUCCUCCCGCUUCGAGCGUCUCUGCCCUCCGCCAGCCUUCAUGCGGUCAGGAGAACCAGCCGUGUUCCGCCGUCAAAAUGCACGCUUCAAGGCUAGGAAAGUUUCAUUUAAAAUCUCGGACUAAGUGAAUGUCUGAAGAGUCGCGGUUGGGCUGAGAAACGCAACAGCAUGACGGCCAAGAGAACCGCUUUCCAGCCGUUGUCCAGCUCCCGCAUCCCAGCGGAGAGGAAGGGAGCGGCUGAGCGCGUUCCUAACCCGGAGUGCUGUGACUUUCCCCCGCAGGAGCCGGAGAAAGCAGCUGCGUCCGCCUCGGGGGUUCCCGCCGUGGGGGCUGUCGGGGGCUCGGGGCCGGUGGUGGACGAGUCAUCCGACAGCGAAGGAGAGCAGGAAGGGCCGCAGAAACUCAUCAGGAAAGUGUCAACCUCCGGGCAAAUACGAAGCAAGACAAGCGUGAAGGAAGGGCUUCUUCUGAAACAGACAAGCUCGUUCCAGCGUUGGAAAAAACGUUAUUUCAAGCUACGAGGACGGACGCUCUACUAUGCUAAGGAUGCCAAGGCGGGUGGCGUUUUGGCCCGCUGGCAGUAUCGGGUCUCUCGUAGCCGCGUGUGCUGGAGGGUGCUUUCCGUGUGCUGGACCGGUGCCCGCCGUCCGCCGCCCGCUCUUGGCGCCAGUGGAUCGGAGGAAGGCUUGGUGGCGAUUCGGUCUCUUAUUUUCGAUGAGGUGGACCUUUCAGAUGCCAGUGUUGCCGAAUCAAGUACAAAGAAUAUCAACAACAGUUUCACGGUAAGAGGCCAUUUCCAGGAAUGCUGCAAAUAUCCACAAUAUACAGCAAAUAUUAAGAGAGUACAUUAUAAGUGUAACAUUAACUACAAGACCACCAGAUUCUACAAGAUCACGCUGUUCUCAUAGCAACAAGUGAGCCAAUUCUACAAGCGCUGUGGU